GAGGGGGCAGGGCGCAAGUUAUCAUGGAGGAUCAGUAGGCAACUUGCGGCCAGAAGAGAAGGGCAGCUCCCGCUCUGAUCCCCUGGACUUUAUUCAACUGCGCUCCGCUCUAAAACAACCCCACCAACAACCACCUUCAAACAUGGAUAUGAAGAAGAGGAUUACUUUAGAGCUGCGGAACCGGAGCCCAGCGGAGGUCGUGGAGCUGGUGGUGGACAACAGUCGGUCUGCUGAUGGAGAGGUCGAGGGUCUGACGGACGAGUUCACAGAGCUGGAGUUUCUCAGUGUGGUCAACGUGGGUCUGAGCUCACUGGUGAAGCUGCCUUCGCUGCCCAAACUGCGUAAGUUGGAGCUGAGUGACAACAACCUAUCGGGGUCUCUGGAGACUCUUGCACAGAAAUGUCCCAACCUGACCUACCUCAACCUGAGUGGGAACAAGAUCAAAGAGCUGAGCACGUUGGAGGCGCUGCAAAACCUGAAGAGUCUGCAGAGUCUGGAUCUGUUUAAUUGUGAGAUCACCUCUCUGGAGGACUACAGGGAGAGCGUGUUCGAGCUGCUACCUCAGGUGACCUACCUGGACGGCUUCGACCAGGAGGACAACGAGGCCCCAGACUCUGAGGCCGACGACGAUGACGAGGACGGCGAGGACAGGGCGGGGCCGACCGGGGAUUACGGGGAGGAGGAUGACGAAGAAGAGGAUGAGGAUGGCUCAGAGGGAAGAGAGGUGGGGCUGAGCUUUCAGGUGAACCAGGCCAAUCAGGAUUACGAAGAUGAGGAUGACUAUGCAGACGAGGAAGAGGAUCUGCAGGGCGCUCAGGGAGAAAAGAGGAAGAGAGACGUAGAUGACGAAGGCGAGGAAGACGACGACGAUGAAGACAACUAGUCCUUCUGAUGGCCGUCGCCUGUGUGUCGUCCUGCCCCAUCUCAGUCCUCCUCUGGACCCAAGCUCCACCAAGCAGCAGCAGCUGCCGUUUGCUGCGUCCCAAGAUAGUUGGUUUCAGUUUGUUAGAGAGUCACUUGUUUUCUAGAUAAAAUUAUAUUUGUAGGGAAAGAGAUAUUAUGUGAACUUUACCUGUUGGUUCCAGCUGAAGACUUCACACGUUUCCCUUAAAAAAAAAAAAAACCUGCUUCAGGGUCAAACUGGUGUCCGUCUGGUAAGCCGAACCCCGUCGCCGGUCA
Cyprinodon tularosa is the source of this 1179-nucleotide messenger RNA. It is a transcript of the gene anp32e, whose product is annotated as acidic (leucine-rich) nuclear phosphoprotein 32 family, member E. The transcript has 7 exons. Gene Ontology annotation, molecular function: histone binding; phosphatase inhibitor activity. Gene Ontology annotation, cellular component: nucleus. Gene Ontology annotation, biological process: regulation of apoptotic process. Lineage: Eukaryota; Metazoa; Chordata; Actinopteri; Cyprinodontiformes; Cyprinodontidae. The record is from RefSeq and is a predicted model, not a curated record. The coding region runs from base 143 to 883 and encodes 246 amino acids.